This is a messenger RNA of Klebsormidium nitens, 1465 nucleotides long. The record is from the annotation of a GenBank genome assembly. Lineage: Eukaryota; Viridiplantae; Streptophyta; Klebsormidiophyceae; Klebsormidiales; Klebsormidiaceae.
AUGAGCAACAACAGCUCCAUCGUGGGUGCUCCAAAGCUUGUAGCACGCGCGCAGCUGCGGAAGCUCCUGAAGCGGUGGAGCGGACACAUCCCGGUAUCGAUGAAGUACGAGCGGGGGAAGAAGGAAGCAGUGCCUAUCCCUGUCCCUGAUGCCCAGCCUAAGCCUCUUAGUGCGGCAGAACGCGAGACGCUCAGCACUCUCGCCCCGUGCGUCUACAAACUCGUCAACUACAGCGACCCCAACCACGCAAGCCUGUGCCCCAACCCUGCGUACCGGAAGCUGUUCUACCACCUGGGCUUCAUGCACAGCGACGCCGAGCUCCUCCGGCACGGGGCUCAGGACACGGUCGUGCAGAUCCUGACGACUCUCAAGCUGUCCGCAGGGGCUCCGCACAUCGAGAUUGAGUGCGAGUGGGAUCAGGCGCUCCACACUUAUGCCCCGUGCCUGCAGGCCGUCCUGCUCAGUGGCAUUGACCGCGAUCAGACGCGCAAGGGGUUUCGGAAGUCUGGGAGCACGUGGAAGUCGAGGGAGAAGCGGCAGGGCACCGGCUACAAGGUGGACGCCAAUCUGCUCUACGCCCUCGCCCCGCUGCUCCAGCAUCUGCUGCGCCUCUCAUUCUGGGAGACGGACUACAUCGCGAACCACCAAGCGUCCGCGCUGUUGUGCGAGGCCCUGGGGGUGGAGAGGGGCGAGAUCUGCUGGGGGUGUCUCCCUGGGGAUCGCGGGUCGCAGCGGGUGGGGAAGGACGUCUACUUCGACAGGGUGCCGGAGCUGGUCGAUGAGAUCCGGGAGCUGAUGUCGGGGCCGUGCCGGGGCACCUCGGACGGGAUCCUCGCCGGGGAGGCCUACGUUGCCAAUCAGCACCGGCUCAGCUCCAGCAACGUCUACCACCGGGUGUUCCGCGACGUCCCGCAGGAUGCUGGGAAGGAUAAACCUAACGGGAAAUGCAUCGGUGGUGAGAGGGACGUCAAGUGCAACGAGGAGACCGACGAUGGCUGUCCAGAGCUGGUCUCAGACGAGGUGGCGAAGAAGGGGGCCAAGAAGGGGGGCAAGAAGGUUCGGUGUCAGAAAGCUGAGAGAAGCGACACGGAUGGAGUGAUGAUCGUCACGUGCAAGCACCUCUUUAUCUACUACUACCACGUUCUCCUUCGACACGAGUCUCUGCACGACGUCUUCACCUUCCUCGUCACCCGCUUCGAGCACCGGCCUCCCAAAUUCAUCAUCUACGACAACGCUUGCGAGCUUGCUCGCUAUUGCAGAGCGCGCUCGCCAGAGUUCUUCGCUCGCACGAUGUUCCUGACGGACGUCUUCCACGGUGUCACCCACAAGUGCUCUGACGAAUUCAAGUACCAUGCACACCUCCUGAAAGAGGGGCGUGAGUUUCAAGGGCCCCGCGUCACCGGCCCCCAAGAGGUCAUCAACGGUGUCAUGAAGCGCUUUGACAGUACACAAGCUGCCUCCAUUA